UCAAUUCAAAUAUAAGAAAAACUAAUCACGAAAAUUGUUGAAAAUGUCGAACUCAUGGGCUAGGUUGGCCACGGCAUGUGCAAGAAUUGGUUCAAGAACUGGAGGCGGCGUAGAUUGGCUAGGUCAGCCAAUGGCAAAAAAAUUUCUAAUGCAGGCGCGUAUGCUGCAUACUGCUCCUGUGCUCUUCAAGAAUGACGACGAUAAAGAUAAAAACGACGAGUCCUUUUUCAAGCCGCUAUGUCCCGAAGAUGAUAAGGAAAAGGAAACAUUUGCUGAAGAAGUUAGCUGUAAACCCGAAAAGGAGACAUCUCCUGAUCCAUGUGCAACCGAUGAAGGUGAAAAAACGGCAGGUGGAAAAGUUGUAGGUGACAACACGUUCGGCAAGUUGGUGGGGAAACGACGAGAGGGCAUCAUUCAUUCCGUCAUUGGGCCGGUAGUUGAUGUCUACUUUGAGGACGAACUGCCCGACAUACUCAAUGCAAUGGAGGUGGAAGAUGCUCCCAUUGGUCAUUUGGUACUGGAGGUGUUUCAUCAUCUCGGCAACAAUACGGUUCGCUGCGUCGCCAUGGAUGCCACGGAAGGACUGCGUCGAGGCCAGAAAGUUAUCGAUACGGGCUUCCCCAUACGCGUAGCCGUCGGCAAGUCCGUAUUGGGUCGUAUCGUCAAUGUUGUCGGCGAUCCCAUUGAUGAGCGCGGCGAAAUCAAGAGUGAGUUUUACUCCUUCAUACAUAACGAGCCGCCAGAUUUGCAGGAAUUGAGCGUUAAACCAGAGGUACUGGUGACAGGGAUCAAGGUGAUCGAUCUUCUCGCACCCUAUGUGAAGGGCGGCAAAAUCGGUCUCUUCGGUGGCGCCGGAGUGGGUAAAACGGUGCUCAUCAUGGAGCUGAUCAAUAAUAUUGCCAAAUCCCAUGGCGGGUACUCAGUGUUUGUGGGCGCCGGCGAACGGACACGUGAGGGCAACGAUCUGUAUUACGAGAUGAUUGAGAGCAAAGUGAUUUCCCUGGACGACGAUACGUCCAAGGUGGCGCUCGUCUAUGGACAGAUGAAUGAGCCACCGGGUGCCCGGAAUCGUGUCGUCUUAACCGGACUGACCAUCGCCGAAUACUUUCGGGAUAUUGAGGGACAGGAUGUGCUGCUCUUUAUCGAUAAUAUUUUUCGUUUUACCCAGGCGGGCUCUGAGGUAUCUGCGCUCCUGGGUCGAAUUCCGUCCGCCGUUGGCUACCAGCCGACGCUCAGCACCGAUAUGGGUGCCAUGCAGGAACGGAUUUCCAGCACCAAAAAUGGCUCCAUUACUUCCGUGCAGGCGGUUUAUGUGCCUGCCGAUGAUUUGUCGGAUCCGGCGCCAUCGGCCACCUUCUCCCAUUUGGACGCAACCACUGUAUUGUCUCGACCCAUUGCCGAAUUGGGCAUUUAUCCAGCAGUUGAUCCGCUAGACUCUUCCUCACGUGUCCUCGAUCCGGAAGUUGUGGGUGAGGAUCAUUACAAUGUCGCCCGAGCCGUGCAGAAGACUCUGCAGGGAUACAAGUCAUUGCAGGAUAUUAUUGCCAUUCUGGGCAUGGAUGAGCUCUCCGAGGAGGACAAGCUAACGGUGGCACGUGCCCGAAAAAUUCAACGUUUUCUCUCCCAGCCAUUCUCCGUUGCCGAGAUAUUUACGGGUCAUCCGGGGAAGAUGGUGCCUGUGGAGAAGUCAGUGGAUGGCUUUAAGCGUUUGCUCAACGGCGAAUAUGAUGACAUACCGGAAAUUGCAUUCUACAUGGUCGGCGAUAUAGAUGAAGUGUUGGCCAAGGCGAAUCAAAUGGCAGCUUCCAUGGCACCCGAAGAAGGUGCUCCCAAAACCGAGCAAAAAGAUGAUGGAAAAGAUAAGACGGAUGAAACGAAAGGUGAAGGUAGGGAAACGAAAGGUGAUGACAAGAAAGCAAGAGGUGAUGAUGAGGAAACAAAAGGUAAUGAUAAGGUCGAAAGGAAGGCCGAAAAGGGAAAAAAAGAUGAAGCAGAGAACAAGAAGGAUGACAAGGACAAGUAAAGCUUAUGCUUAUGGUUAUGAUUGCAAUAUAAACCGCUUAAUUUAAUGAAACAAUUAACUGAAACAGACAUAUCAUGUAUUUAAAAAGUUAACCAUGUAAUCCAACUUUUUAAAUGCAAA
Molecule: messenger RNA, 2143 nt
Organism: Drosophila grimshawi
Lineage: Eukaryota; Metazoa; Arthropoda; Insecta; Diptera; Drosophilidae
Gene: ATPsynbetaL
Product: ATP synthase subunit beta, mitochondrial
Exons: 3
Coding region: 44-2023 (659 amino acids)
Biological process (GO): proton transmembrane transport; proton motive force-driven mitochondrial ATP synthesis
Molecular function (GO): proton-transporting ATP synthase activity, rotational mechanism; ATP hydrolysis activity; ATP binding
Source: RefSeq, a predicted model, not a curated record